This is a messenger RNA of Abrus precatorius (Indian licorice), 3957 nucleotides long. RefSeq names its product RAB11-binding protein RELCH homolog. Gene Ontology annotation, biological process: intracellular cholesterol transport. Gene Ontology annotation, cellular component: trans-Golgi network; recycling endosome. The record is from RefSeq and is a predicted model, not a curated record. Lineage: Eukaryota; Viridiplantae; Streptophyta; Magnoliopsida; Fabales; Fabaceae. The coding region runs from base 159 to 3806 and encodes 1215 amino acids. The transcript is spliced from 18 exons. Gene Ontology annotation, molecular function: protein binding.
GAAUAAAUAAUUGAUUUUUUUUUUUUUUUAAGAAAAAAGGGAUGAAAAUGGUUGAGUGGCGCAGCGAGGGAGAAGCGAAAAGCGCGGAAUUCCAAUGAAAAAAGGGGAAGAGGUGGGUUGAAGAUGAAGUGGGAAGGGGUAAGAAACAGAAGGGAAGAAUGGAGGUGGAGCGUUCAUCGCUGUGCAAUUGCGUUGUGAACUUUCUGUUGGAAGAGAACUACAUUCUGACCGCAUUUGAGCUUCUCCACGAGCUUCUCGACGAUGGUCGUCACGACCAAGCCAUUCGCCUUCAACAAUACUUCUCCGAUCCCUCUCGCUUCCCUCCCAACCAAAUCUCUCGCCUCAACUCUCUCCCAACUGCCGAUCCUCAAACUCUCCUUCAACUCAAACUCCAAGCCGAACACAAGUUAGCCAUCACCGAUUACCAACUGCGUUUGGCUCAGGAAGACAUCUCCACGUUCAAAUCUCAAUUGCAAACCAAUACUCAACGCCCUAAUCAACAACACGCUGCACCGUCCGUUGGAGAAGUUUCGCAGCAACAAGAUCAGAAUAAUAACAAUAACAACAAUGAUAAUGCUAAUGCUUCAUUAACCGCUUCUGCUUUGGGUCCGCUAAAGGAUACCGAGCGUCGCGAUCUUAAUUGUGCUGUGAAGGAAUAUUUGCUUAUAGCUGGUUACCGUCUUACUGCAAUGACAUUUUAUGAAGAGGUUACAGACCAGAACUUGGACGUUAGGCAGAGUUCGGACUCAUUAAUACCAGAUGCCUUGCGUCAAUAUUAUUAUCAUUUUCGUUCAUCAACUUCAGAGGGGGCUGAGGGAAAAAUUGCCAUAGUUCUAGAAAAUGAAACAUUGCUCAAGGAAAAUCAGAGGCUGAAUCAUGAAAAGGAGAGCUUGUUGAAGGACAAAGAUUUGGCAGAUGGUCAAAUAGGAGCAUUAACUAAAUCCUUGGAGGCUCUGCAGAAAGAUCUUAAACACAAAGAAAACCAGGUGCAAGUUCUAAAGCAGUCCUUGGAGAAUCAAGGAAAAGAUCUCCAUGCUAGCAGAGCUGAGAUCAGUAAGCUGAAACUGUAUAUUGGAGGAUCUGGUUCUGGAAAGAAUCUGAUUGUUAGUGAUGUCUACAAUUUUCAACCUGAGUCUUUAGAUAAAUACAAGGAAGAAAUUAAGAAAUUGCAAAUGGAGAUUGAAUGGUUGAAGAGAAGGAAUAGAGGAGUUCCUGAAUCUAGAAAUUUUGUUAGUUCUGAAAAUGAAACUAUGCAAAUAGAAGACAAAGUGAUUGAGAUUCAUGAGGACCAAGGUGCAAUCUCUUACCCUGUUGAUGCAGCCUUGGAUGUCAUAGGCAAGGAAGAUACUCAAUCCCCAGUUUUACAAACUCUUGACGAAUAUGCUGAUAAACACGAAGAUCCACUGGAUGCAUUAUUUAAUCCUGCAACUGGAAACACUGCUUUUGAAAAAAUUGAAAAUGUCUCUGAACAAAAUAUUGACAAGCAAGAAAGGGAUAGCAAGUUAAACCCAAAAUCAGACAAUGUAAACUAUGAAGCAAUAUCUGAGAAGAUGGGAUUAGGAACCAUUCAGAUAGUAGCAGACGCUUUGCCUAAAAUUGUUCCUUAUGUCUUGAUCAACCAUCGUGAGGUUUGCUACUCUAAUUUUAUUUACACUUAUGCAAUCUUCAACAUAUGUUGCAUUAGUGUUGUUUGGUUGCAGGAACUGCUUCCUAUAUUGAUGUGUGCAAUUGAGCACCACCCGGACAGCAGGACUCGGGAUUCUUUGACCCAUACAUUAUUUAACUUAAUCAAGCGUCCGGAUGAACAACAGAGACGAAUAAUAAUGGAUGCGUGUGUCAGCCUUGCAAAGAAUGUUGGAGAGAUGAGAACAGAAACAGAAUUGCUUCCUCAAUGUUGGGAACAAAUAAAUCAUAUGUACGAGGAACGUAGACUGCUCGUUGCUCAAUCAUGUGGAGAGCUUGCAGAAUUUGUCCGGCCUGAGAUUCGCGAUUCUCUUAUCUUAUCAAUUGUGCAGCAACUAAUAGAAGAUUCUGCCACUAUUGUUCGUGAGGCUGCGGCUCAUAAUUUGGCUAUGCUGCUUCCACUUUUUCAAAACAUGGAUAAAUAUUUCAAGGUGGAGGAGUUAAUGUUCCAAUUGAUAUGUGAUCCCUCAGGAGUGGUGGUCGAAACUACUCUCAAGGAAUUGAUUCCUGCAGUUAUAAAGUGGGGAAACAAAUUAGACCAAGUUCUGAAAGUUUUACUCUCUCAUAUUUUGAGCUCUGCUCAGCAUUGUCCACCUCUUUCUGUAAUUGAAGGGUGUAUAGAGUCACAUCUACAUGUACUGGGUGAAAGAGAGCGCUGGAAUAUAGAUAAUCUUUUGAGAAUACUAGUGGAAUUGCUUCCUUUGGUGUACCAGAAAGCGAUUGAGACAUGCCCCUUUUCAUCCUCAGUAGAAACUACCCAAGUGUUUUCUACCACAUUGCUUGAACUGUAUGCAAGGGGACAUGUUGAAUGGGAUGCAUUUGAAUGGAUGCAUGUUGAGUGCUUUCCCAAAUUGAUACAACUGGCUUGCUUGUUACCAUGGAAAGAAGAUAAUUUACGGAGCCGAAUUUCCAAGUUUCUAUUAUCUGUUUCUAAAAGGUUUGGGGAUUCCUACAUGACAUGCAUCAUGCUACCUGUAUUUUUAACAGCAGUUGGGGAUGAUGCCAAUUUGACAUUCUUUCCUAGUGCCAUUCAUUCAAGAAUUAAAGGUUUGAGACCAAGAUCUGUUGUUGCGGAGAAGCUCUCUACAUUGUGUGUCCUACCGCUUCUUUUGGCUGGUAUUUUGAGUGCUCCAGGAAAACGCAAACAAUUAGAAGAAUAUUUAAGAAAGCUGCUACUGGAAGACAAUUCGAAAGAGAAUCUGUCUACAAAGCAUACUACUGAGAUCAUUAAUGCUGUUCGCUUCAUUUGCAUAUAUGAAGAAAACCAUAGUAUGAUAUUCAAUAUACUGUGGGAAAUGGUUGUUAGCUCUAAUGCGAAAAUAAGCGCUGCCCAGCUCAUAAAAGUUAUUGUGCCAUACAUUGACGCAAAGGUUGCUUCAACUCAUGUUUUGCCUGCCUUAGUUACUCUUGGAUCUGACCAAAACGUCAAUGUGAAGUGUGCCAGCAUUGAUGCAUUUGGUGCCGUGGCUCAACACUUAAAAAAUGAGAUGAUAGUUGACAAGAUACGUGCUCAAAUGAGUGCUUUUCUUGAAGAUGGAUCCCAUGAAGCUACUAUUGCCGUCAUUCAUGCAUUGGUCGUUGCAGUACCGCAUACAACAGAAAAGCUCAGAGAUUAUCUUUUAUCCAAGAUUUCUCAACUUACAGCCGUUACUACUACUGCUUCAAGUGAUUUGACGCGUCGGCAAGAAAGAGCCAAUGUAUUUUGUGAGGCAAUUCGUGCUCUGGAUGCUACAGAUCUUCCUGCAAAUAGUGUUCGGGACUUCCUCUUGCCUGCAGUACAGAACAUUCUAAAAGACGUGGAUGCACUGGAUCCAGCACACAAAGAAGCCCUUGAAAUUAUUUUGAAGGAAAGAUCAGGGGCGAGCAUUGGGGGUUUAAGUAAGUCAAUGAGUUCUCAUCUUGGGAUCGCAUCAUCACUAUCAGUCAGUAACUUCUUUGGUGAGGGUGGCUUGCUGGGCAAGAAAGACAACACAGAAGGACGAGCAGAAAGAGUUGUGUCACCGGGGAAUGUUACAUCACAACCAGCAGCAGAGGACACUAGAUUCAGGCGUAUCAUGCUUGGACAUUUCAGCGAGAUACUUCGGACUAAGGGAAAAUCCCCAGACGAAACUAACAACCAAUAAGAUGCAACAUUCCUGCCUUACAUCCAAUUUUUUUAACAAGUCUUGUAUCCCAAAUACACCUGUUCUUUCUGUAAUGAAAAUUUCAAUCCUUUUUAUAGUGAUUCUUUUGUGUAAGAGUUUAAAAUUUUGAUAAAAUGGCUUUUCUUUUUGG